CUUUCCUCUCCGGCGGGCGAUCUCUGUCUAUUUUAUUCAAGUCCGUCAGUCGCUUGCUCUCGCUUCCACCGCCACUUGUCCCUCUCUCUUCUCGCACAAACUUGAUAUAUCCUACUUCCUCCGGAGGCUCUGGUACUCCGUUACAUAAAUCGCUCCUUCGCUUUCCCCUUUCCUUUGCCACUUCACCCCGCCCAUCUCGGGAUCGCCACUCGUUCGUUUUAGUAUCUCGAAUCCCCAACUAGUUCAUCACCCACCAUGACGACGUUCGGCAUGCCGUAUUUCCUCGAGGACCUCACAGGCGAGCUCACAGGCUCCGAGUUUAACGACCUGUAUAACCGCACCCGCCUCGCCUUCCGCUGCACGCUCCACGACGCUUCACACACCGCAUACAUGGUGUACGAUCUGUCUGCCUCUGGAAACGGAUAUAACGCGCCCGUCGCGUGUCUCGACUUUGGCGCGAACAACGCGCUCGGCACCGUCAAAAUUGGUGACAAGGACAACGUUAGCAUGUCCGUAUACUUGUCCAAGGUUGGGUCAUUUGGCAGUGCCAAGACUCGCAAAUUUAUUGCAUCUGACGGGCAGGAGUACAGAUGGACUCACAAGCCGGGCGAUGAUGCAGAGUGGACUUGCACGAAUACGAACGGCUACCAUGUCGCAUCGUACAGCCUCAAGCCGGCUGGCGAACCCCAAUACCCAAGCUCCUCCGGCUGCAUGCUCACCGUCGAGGAGCAAUAUCCACAUCUCGUCGCUGAACUACUCGCCUCGCUAUUGAUCAUGCGGCACAUCGCCAAGUAUAACCUCUAACAACGCCACGUUUCCUCGGAUAGCCCACCCGGGCCCCACACCGCCACUAGCACUAGCACUGAUAAAUUACUACUCGGAUGGCGCAAAGCCGCCUUACUUUUUCUAACAUUAUAUUCCCCGCUUUCUAGACCUAAUACGCAUAAUCGCUGUCUCCCCGCUAUUCGAUCAAGUUCCGCUUGCACGCGCACAUUCAUCGCACCCAUUAUUCCACAUCCAUGCACUGUACUGUCGCCCGAUCGAGGUUGUCCGUGUAUGAGCUGCAGUAGCCCUAGUAUUAGUCCCAGACAGCCGGCACACUCUCCCCGCUCUGUCAAAAAUGUAACGUAAUAGCUGUACAUACGUACAUAUAUAGUACUCAGCAAAAGCCUUACUUUACCGUAGUUUUCCUAAUUGUUGUUGCCCCGCCCGAUCCUCGUAAUGUUUCGUACCCUCAAUAUCGAAUGCGUCAUUAUCCCUAGCUACCGCGAAAAAUGUAACGGUCAUGAC
This is a messenger RNA of Laetiporus sulphureus 93-53, 1290 nucleotides long. RefSeq lists its product as uncharacterized. Bases 256 to 804 code for a protein of 182 amino acids. The record is from RefSeq and is a predicted model, not a curated record. Lineage: Eukaryota; Fungi; Basidiomycota; Agaricomycetes; Polyporales; Laetiporaceae. The transcript has 4 exons.